AUGCAGUUCCAGUCUGGCAACUGUGCCAAAACGUUGGCAAAAGUAGAUGGAUCUGGUGCAAAAGAUUUUUCAGUCGACCGAAGCACAUUUGGUUUUCCACAAGAUGCUAAUCAGGAAUAUUUUAACCGGGCUUGCCAGUACAGUUAUCCAGUUUCAACGCAAGGCUUUCAAGAUAAAGGAUUUGUACCAAGCGUUCCAGAUUUUGUUCUGAAUAAUGCUUCUGCUGCACUCAGGGAAUAUCAACAAUUUGACCACUUUUUCAGACCACUUCAGCCUCUAGCACCGGAUGGAAACCAGGUGCAAAAUAUUGGCAUAAAUACCGCACAUCGCAGUAGACCUUCUAAUGCAUCCUCCUGCCUUGAUCAUGUAGAAGAAAUAACUUCUCAUGACACGGACGGUUAUGACGACAGAGCUAUCUCAUUUGGGAGUAGCUGCAGCACAGGAAUUGCGUGUUAUCCAUAUAGCAGCCCUAUGCAAAGCGAUGACUGCAUUGCAGACACGCAGGAUGGGACCUGGGCUGCUCUUAUGCAAAUGCAACAGGCUUUGGAGGCGGCUAAUGAAGAGUGCAGUGACUUGACUUUCAAUAACACAGAACUUUCAGGUGGGAAUACCAUGCAGCAUCAAAUUGUUUGGGACAAUGGCUGUUUAGCAAGUCCGUCUUUCACCUCAAACUUUUUACCCUUCCCUGGAGAGGCUGAAACCACGGUCACAAAUACCAGCGCUAUGUAUAACUUACAUAACUCUGCUGAUCUCCUGUAUGAUAAUGAUCAAGACAUAUCAUCUUUUGAGCUCAAAGUGAAUGAACAGAAAGAAGCAACCACAAGCCAUGUUUGUGAACAUCGAGGUGAAAUGCAUUCUGCUGAACAGGGGGGAUAUCCUGGCCACGACGAAUCUUUUGAUUUGACAAUAAGCCAGGACAGACAGUUCAGUUCAUUUGUUAAUGGUGCAGAUGGAUCUGUAGAUAGUGAAAUGAACCUUUAUGAUUGUGAAGAGCAAAUGGAAAUUGAUUCACUCCUAAAUUCAUUUGGAGCAUCAAGUGGUACCUUUGCACAGACAUAUGAAAUGUUACAGAAAGGUGAAAAUAUUGUUGACCUUGAAAAAAAGGCUAAAUUAGCGGAAAGCAUUUCUGCUACAUUCAUCACUAAUACUGUCCCAUAUAUUACACAAGCUGGGGCGACUGAGUCAACUGUCUCUGAUGGAUCUUCUUGGACUCAACAAUAUCAAUCUACUUCCCAGUCAUGUGGUUUAUCUUAUUCUUCAGCUUCUCAAUGGGAAACCAUGCCAGGCGUGGAUGGUCAAAGGAGCCACCUAUACCGCGACGAAGCACUGGCAACCCAAGGUGUAUGGGCGGCACAUCCUGGUACGAUGGUACACUCUUCAACUGAUACUGGAUAUUCAGAUGUACAGCCGCCCAUGACACAGACUACUACUGUUCCGCUGCCUGCUCCGAGCUUGUCCAAGGGCCCCAACUCAUUAUUUACUGGAACAGAGCUUAACAAGGUUGACCUACAUGAUACAGGUAUGCAGAUGCCUUUGACACAGACUACUGUUCAGCUGCCUGCUCCGUGCUUGUCCAAGGACCCCAACUCAUCAUUUAUUGGAGCAGAGGUUCAGAAGGUUGACCAAAAUCAUUCAGAUACGGAGCUUCCCUUGACACAGACUAGUCAUGUUCAGCUGCCUGCUAUGAACUUGUCCGAGUACCCGACCUCGUCAUUUGUUGGAGGAACAAAGCUUAAAAAAGUUGACAAACAUGAUUCAUAUAUGCAGCUUCCCAUGACACAUGCUAGUCAUGUUCCGCUGCCUGCUACGAGCUUAUCCGAGGAUCCGAAAUCAUCAUUUAUUGGAGGAACAGAGCUUAAGGAAGUUGACAAACAUGAUUCAGACAUGCAGCUUCCCAGGAUACAGGCUAGUCAUGUUCCGCUGCCUGCUGUGAGCUUGUCCGAGGAACCGAACUCAUCCUUUAUUGGAGGCACAGAGCUUAAGGAAGUUCGUAAACAUGAUUCAGAUAUGCCGCUUCCCAUGACACGGGCUAGUCAUGUUCCGCUGCCUGCUGUGAGCUUAUCUGAGGACACGAAAUCAUCAUUUAUCGCAGGAGCAGAGCUUAAGGAAGUUGACAAACAUGAUUCAGAUACACCGCUUCCCAUGGCACAGGCUAGUCAUGUUCCGCUGCCUACCAUGAGCUUACAUGAGGACACGAAAUCGUCAUUUAUUGGAGGAACAGAGCUUAAGGAAGUUGACAGACAUGAUUCAGAUAUGCAGCAUCCCAUGACACCGGCUAGUCAUGUUCUGCUGCCUGCUGUGAGCAUGUCCAUGGAUCCAGAAUCAUCAUUUACUGGAGGUACAGAGCUUAAGGAAGUUGGCAAACAUGAUUCAGAUAUGCAGCUUCCCAUGACGCAGACUGUUCAUGUUCAGCUGCCUACUCCGAGCUUGUCCAAGGACUCCGAGUCGUCGUUUGUUGGAGGUACAGAGCUUAAGGAAGUCGACAAACAUGAUUCAGAUAUGCAGCCUCCCAUGACGCAGGCUAGUCAUGUUCUGCUGCCUGCUGUGAGCUUGUCCGAGGACCCGAACUCAUCCUUUAUUGGAGGUACAGAACUUAAGGAAGUCGGCAAACAUGAUUCAGAUAUUCAGCUUCCCAUGACACAGACUGUUUGUGUUCAGCUGCCUGCUAUGAACUUAUCCGAGGAUCCGAAAUCAUCAUUUAUCAAAGGAACAGAGCUUAAGGAAGUUGGCAAACAUGAUUCAGAUAUACCGCUUCCCGUGGCACAGGCUAGUGAUGUUCCCCUGCCUACCAUGAGCUUACCCGAGGACACGAAAUCAUCAUUUAUUGGAGGAACAGAACUUAAGGAAGUUGACAAACAUGAUUCAGAUAUGCAGCCUCCCAUAACACUGGCUAGUCAUGUUCCACUGCCUGCUGUGAGCUUGUCCGAGGACCCAAAAUCAUCAUUUUCUGGAGGUACAGACCUUAAGGAAGUUGGCAAACAUGAUUCAGAUAUGCAGCUUCACAUGACGCAGACUGUUCGUGUUCAGCUGCAUGCUCCGAGCUUGUCCAAGGACUCUGAGUCGUCAUUUGUUGGAGGAACAGAGCUUAAGGAAGUCGACAAACAUGAUUCAGAUAUGCAGCCUCCCAUAACGCAGGCUAGUCAUGUUCCGUUGCCUGCUGUGAGCUUGUCCAAGGACCCGACCUCAUCCUUUAUUGGAGGUACAGUGCUUAAGGAAGUUGGCAAACAUGAUUCAGAUAUUCAGCUUCCCAUGACACAGACUGUUCGUGUUCAGCUGCCUGCUAUGAGCUUAUCCGAGGAUCCGAAAUCAUCAUUUAUCAGAGGAACAGAGCUUAAAGAAGUUGACAAACAUGAUUCAGAUAUACCGCUUCCCAUGGCACAUGCUAGUCAUGUUCCGCUGCCUACCGUGAGCUUACCCGAGGACAUGAAAUCGUCGUCUAUUGGAGGAACCGAGCUUAAGGAAGUUGACAAACACGAUUCAGAUAUGCAGCCUCCCAUAACACCGGCUAUUCAUGUUCCGCUGCCUGCUGUGAGCUUGUCCGAGGACCCGAAAUCAUCAUUUACUGGAGGUACAGAGCUUAAGGAAGUUGGCAAACAUGAUUCAGAUAUGCAGCUUCCCAUGACGCAGACUGUUCGUGUUCAGCUGCCUGCUCUGAGCUUGUCCAAGGACCCCGACUCGGCAUUUGUCGGAAGAACAGAGCUUAAGAAGGUUGGACAACUUGAUUAUAGCCACGUUGGAUUUCCUCAGGAAAGUAUCCUGCUCUCAGCAAGCAAACCUUCACACCCAAGCGGUUUGCCAGUUAUGAAGUUUGAUGACGAGGUGGGUUCACGGUCUAAGAAGCGGAAAAGGUCAACAGCAGAUGUUUUAGCAUCGCAUGCACAAGCCAUGUUCGAGGGUGGGAGACUGCAAUGUAGAAGGACACCUGAGUUGGCUUGGACCGAUUCCACAUUGACUGAGAAGGUUGACGGUGAAAAAGCAAUGACGGAAAAUAGCACCUUCGUUUCUCGAGCUCGGAGAAGACUUACUUUAACGACCAGCUUGAUUCAGUGUCUCCUUCCUGCUCUGUCAGCGAGACUUCUUGCAGCAAAAGUUGCUGAUUGCGGUGAAGCCAUUGUGUACCACAUUUGUAAACUGAUGCUCAAUGAUAUAUCUGACCCAGUUCAACCUUUUGCCAGCGACACCAAUAACUUCAUGCAAAGUGAAAACAUGCCACCGAACGAGACAAGCACCUCCGGAAAGGAGGAGGACUGUAAACUCUUAUCUGAGGUUCUGGAAACCUUCGAUGCGAGGCUUGGCGGGCUACAAGGCUCCUUGUCAAGAGUCGAGAAGUUGCCCAGCUUCCAGGACUACGCGUCGGCGCUACACCAAAUCGAGCAGUGGGCCAUGACCCAUCAGUUCAUAAAGCUGAACGAAUACAAGAGACUGCACGCCGGCUACGGCUCUGGUCCUAAAAGGCCUCUCUGCGUCGGAGCCAUCCGGAAGCAUGCCGGAGGUUCUUCCGCUCCGGUCUCAGAGCUGAAAAGGGUCCGGUGUCGCUCACUGAAGUAG
Triticum turgidum subsp. durum (durum wheat) is the source of this 4548-nucleotide messenger RNA. The record is from the annotation of a GenBank genome assembly. Lineage: Eukaryota; Viridiplantae; Streptophyta; Magnoliopsida; Poales; Poaceae.